AUGUCUCCUAGGAGAAUGGCUUCCCUACUGUCUUUCGCCCUCUUAGGUCUCGGCACAUUAUCCUCACCUCUCCCUGGUCCUGCCCUUCCUCUUUCAGCCAGAACAGUAGCUCAACUUUCAACAGUCCCAACCUGGCUGGAAAACAUUGCCGUCCGGCCAAAUGGCGAUUUACUCGUCACCCAACUAGCUCCAAUCCCCAUACUUUAUACCAUCCAGAAUCCGGCCUCAGGCAACGCAACCCUAGAACCCAUCCACGAAUUCCGUGCCACCAACGUCACCGAUCUCCUUGGAAUCACAGAAACAGUCCCAGACACAUACGCCAUCAUCGCUGGAAACGCUACAACCAACUCGACUGGUUACGCCGGUACCUGGUCCGUUUGGCAAGCCACCUUCGUCUCUCCGAUUAUCUCCACGCCCACAGUCCACAAAAUCGCCAACGUACCUCAGGCAAAACUACUGAACGGCGCCGCCGCACUGCCGUCCGAUCCUUCGAUUGUCAUAAUAGUAGAUUCUCAAUACGGCCUUCUCUUCCGUCUCGACACGAAGACUGGGACAAGCGAUAUCAUCGCCGAUGGACCAGAAUUCAAGCCUUACCCGGACCUGCACAAUGCCACGGUGGGAUUCGGUGCCAAUGGUAUCAAGAUACGCGAUGGGUGGGUGUACUUCAGUAAUUCGGAUCUCAUUGCCAUAUACCGCGUUCCCAUCACUUCAAGAGGGUACAUACCGCGUAGCCCCAAGGGGAGUGUGGAACUAUACGCCAAUCUAACUGCGGUGGCCGACUUUGUAGAUGACUUCACGUUUGGUCCGGAUGGCACGUUGUGGGCCGUGAGUAACUACGAGAACACAGUUAUUGCUGUGAGUCCAGGUGGGAAGAAGAUGGAGGUGGUGGCAGGUGCAAAAGGGUUAGUGACGUUCGCAGGGGACACCGCGGCAGCGUUUGGGAGAACAGACAGGGAUUGGGAUGUGCUAUACGUGAGCACUGCUGGAGGUUUGGCGAUGCCUGUCAAUGGGAGUGUUGUGGUGCCAGGGAGCAUCGUCGCGGUUGAUACCAAGGGGUACGCGUGUUAG
Molecule: messenger RNA, 1068 nt
Organism: Alternaria hordeiaustralica
Lineage: Eukaryota; Fungi; Ascomycota; Dothideomycetes; Pleosporales; Pleosporaceae
Exons: 1
Coding region: 1-1068 (355 amino acids)
Source: RefSeq, a predicted model, not a curated record